CGCCCAUCGAAUUAUCAGUUUGCUUUAUCAACGAGAGAAUGGUGUUAUGGUGAAGUAUCCUUUAAAAUAGUCCUAAAAUACGUAUAAUUUUCUAAUUUAAUAUACUUAAAUCCACCAUGGAGUUACGAAGAACCGUGUUCUACAUCUUCGCCUCAUCUAUGGCAACAUUAAUCACCGGAGUUACCUUAUUCUACGUGCUAACAAACCGAGGUGAGAAGCUGAGCAUCGGAUGGUUCUUAGGGAACACCUCUCCUUUCAUGUGGGCUACUCUGGGCAUAGCCCUAGCGGUGGCUUUCUCAGUAGUCGGAGCUGCAGCUGGAAUUUACACAACCGGAGUCAGUAUAAUCGGCGGAGGAGUGAAAGCUCCUCGAAUCAAAACCAAGAACUUGAUCUCGGUGAUUUUCUGCGAAGCUGUGGCCAUCUACGGACUUAUCUUAGCUAUCGUAUUAUCCGGUCAAUUGGAAGUGUACACCGAGAAUACCACCGACCAGACUAUCAAAAACCAAAACUAUCUGUCUGGGUAUUUGAUGUUUGGAGCCGGAUUGAGCGUCGGUUUGGUCAACUUGUUUUGCGGUAUGGCUGUUGGUAUCGUAGGAUCUGGAGCUGCUUUAGCCGAUGCUGCCAAUUCUUCGUUGUUUGUUAAAGUCUUGAUUGUAGAAAUUUUCGGUAGUGCUAUCGGUCUGUUUGGUUUGAUUGUCGGUAUUUAUAUGACGUCGAAGAUCAAGAUGGGUGAUAAAUUGUAAAGAUGUUAAUGAGAACUAUUGCGAGUGUUUGUACGUAUAUGUUAAUGUACUUAAAGAUGUUCUCUUCGUUGUUUUUCAGAUAUCUUGUCAAUAUUUUAUUAUAUUAUCGUUGUAUUAUAUAGAGUUGAUUAUGUUGAAUUCCUUUCACCAUUAUUAUUAUAAAGACUUAUCAUUUUAUUCGUGUAAAUAAUUCGCAUUCCGUACGUAGUACCUACUCUUUAACUUGUGUAGCAUAAAUUGUAAACGAUUAGUAGAAAAAAAAUGAGAAAUUAUUUUCAAUAAAUUAUAAUUUAAAUUUUA
Molecule: messenger RNA, 1043 nt
Organism: Planococcus citri (citrus mealybug)
Lineage: Eukaryota; Metazoa; Arthropoda; Insecta; Hemiptera; Pseudococcidae
Product: V-type proton ATPase 21 kDa proteolipid subunit c''-like
Exons: 1
Coding region: 117-743 (208 amino acids)
Biological process (GO): proton transmembrane transport
Cellular component (GO): proton-transporting V-type ATPase, V0 domain; membrane
Molecular function (GO): proton-transporting ATPase activity, rotational mechanism
Source: RefSeq, a predicted model, not a curated record